UGGGCCAGGGCAGGACGUGCGGGACGGCCGGGCUGCGGUGCCACCAUGGGCAGCAAGGAGCGCUUCCACUGGCAGAGCCACAACGUCAAGCAGAGCGGCGUGGACGACAUGGUGCUGCUCUCCAAGAUCACCGAGGAGGCCAUCGUGGAGAACCUCAAGAAGCGCUUUAUGGACGACUACAUCUUCACCUACAUCGGGCCGGUGCUCAUCUCGGUUAACCCCUUCAAGCAGAUGCCCUACUUCACCGACCGGGAGAUCGAGCUCUACCAAGGAGCGGCUCAGUAUGAAAAUCCGCCCCAUAUCUACGCCCUGACUGACAACAUGUACCGCAACAUGCUGAUCGAUGGCGAGAACCAGUGCGUCAUCAUCAGCGGAGAAAGCGGGGCUGGAAAAACAGUGGCAGCAAAAUACAUCAUGGGCUACAUCUCCAAAGUGUCCGGAGGUGGAGAGAAAGUGCAGCACGUGAAGGACAUCAUACUGCAGUCCAACCCCUUGCUGGAAGCAUUUGGGAAUGCCAAAACUGUCAGGAACAACAACUCCAGCCGCUUCGGGAAGUACUUUGAAAUCCAGUUCAGCCGGGGCGGCGAGCCCGAUGGAGGGAAGAUCUCCAACUUUCUGCUGGAGAAGUCCCGGGUGGUGAGCCAGAACGAGAACGAGAGGAACUUCCACAUCUACUACCAGCUCAUCGAAGGGGCGUCCCAAGAGCAGCGGCAGAACUUGGGCAUCAUGACACCCGACUAUUACUACUACUUGAACCAGUCAGACACCUACCAAGUAGAUGGCACUGACGACCGCAGUGACUUCCAUGAGACCAUGAACGCCAUGCAGGUCAUUGGCAUCAGCAGAGAGGACCAGCAACUCGUGCUGCAGAUCGUGGCAGGGAUCCUCCACCUGGGCAACAUCAGCUUCCGUGAAGAGGGCAACUACGCCCAGGUGGAAAAUACCGAUGCACUGGCCUUCCCUGCCUACCUGCUGGGGAUCAACCAGGACCGGCUCAAUGACAAGAUCACCAGCAGGAAGAUGGACAGCAAGUGGGGCGGCCGCUCGGAGUCCAUCAACGUGACCCUCAAUGUGGAGCAGGCAGCCUACACCCGGGAUGCCCUGGCCAAGGGCCUCUACACACGGGUCUUUGACUUUCUUGUGGAGUCUGUUAACCGGGCCAUGCGGAAGCCACACGAGGAGUACAGCAUUGGGGUGCUCGACAUCUACGGCUUUGAAAUAUUCCAGAAAAACGGCUUUGAACAAUUCUGCAUUAACUUUGUGAAUGAGAAGCUGCAGCAGAUCUUCAUAGAGCUGACCCUCAAGGCAGAGCAGGAGGAGUAUGUGCAGGAGGGCAUCAAGUGGACCCAGAUCCAGUACUUCAAUAACAAGGUGGUGUGUGACCUGAUCGAGAACAAGCUGAACCCCCCCGGCAUCAUGAGCGUCCUGGACGACGUCUGCGCCACCAUGCACGCGACGGGGGAAGGAGCCGACCAGACCCUGCUGCAGAAGCUGCAGGCAGCCGUGGGGACACACGAGCACUUCAACAGCUGGAACUCGGGCUUCGUCAUCCACCACUAUGCAGGCAAGGUCUCCUAUGACGUGACGGGCUUCUGCGAGCGCAACCGGGACGUGCUUUUCACCGACCUGAUUGAGCUCAUGCAGAGCAGUGAAUAUGCUUUCAUCCGGAUGCUUUUCCCAGAAAAGCUGGAUUCUGACAAAAAGGGCCGACCAACCACAGCAGGCUCCAAAAUCAAGAAACAGGCUAACGACCUGGUGAACACGCUAAUGAAGUGCACGCCACACUACAUCCGCUGCAUCAAACCUAACGAGACCAAGAAACCCAGGGACUGGGAGGAGAGCAGGGUGAAGCACCAAGUCGAGUACCUGGGGCUGAAGGAGAAUAUCCGGGUGCGCCGGGCAGGCUUCGCCUACCGCCGCAUCUUCCACAAGUUCCUGCAACGGUACGCCAUCCUCACCCCAGAGACAUGGCCCUCCUGGCGAGGGGACGAGCGCCAGGGUGUGCAGCACUUGUUGCGGUCCGUUAACAUGGACCCAGACCAGUAUCAGAUGGGCCGGAGCAAGGUUUUCGUCAAGAACCCCGAAUCGCUCUUCCUCCUCGAAGAGAUGCGGGAGCGAAAGUUCGAUGGCUUUGCCCGGGUGAUCCAGAAGGCCUGGCGGCGACACGUUGCCAUCCGGAAGUACGAGCAGAUGCGAGAAGAGGCUUCGAACAUCCUCUACAACUUCAAAGAGAGGAGGAGGAACAGCAUCAACAGGAAUUUUGUGGGUGAUUACCUGGGCAUGGAGGAACGGCCGGAGUUGCGCCAGUUCAUGGCCAAGAGGGAGCGGAUAGACUUCGCUGACUCUGUCACCAAGUACGACCGGAGAUUUAAGCCCAUCAAGCGAGACUUCAUCCUCACCCCCAAGUACUUCUACCUGAUUGGCCGGGAGAAGGUGAAGAAAGGUCCUGAGAAGGGGCAGAUCAAGGAAGUGCUCAAGAAGAAGGUGGAGAUCCAGGCUGUGAGUGGUGUCUCACUGAGCACAAGGCAGGAUGACUUCUUCAUCCUCCAUGAGAAUGAAGCCGACAAUUUCUUGGAGUCGAUCUUUAAGACGGAGCUCAUCAGCUUGCUGUGCAAACGCUAUGAGGAGCUCACCAGCAGCAAGUUGCACCUCACCUUCAAAGACACACUACAGUUCCGGGUGAAGAAGGAGGGCUGGGGCGGUGGUGGCACCCGCAACGUCACCUUCAUGAGAGGCCAGGGCGACGUGGCCACCCUCAAAGCAGGAGGCAAAACCCUUACGGUCAGCAUCGGGGACGGGCUCCCCAAUGGAUCCAAACCCACGAGGAAGGGGGUGACACAGAGCAGAGGUUGCCAGAGGCCACCAGCACCCUCCCGAAGUGCCCCACCAGCACCAAGAGGUGAGGGCAAUGCCAGAGAGCAGUGCUAUAGUGCGGGGACAUCAAGGCUGGAAGGGGGAUACAGCUCUGGGCUUGGCCCAACGUUACACAGUCACGAGUGCAACGUAAUGUCCCGCCAUUAUGUCCUCACCUCUUUUAAUGCCAUUUGUCCUUAACCUUGCAGGAUGCAACGGCGGCGAAGCGUGAGCCAGCGGCCCCCUCCGGCUGGGCGCCCCAAGCCCCAGCCCAAGGUCACCGUCCCACGCUGCCAGGCACUGUACCAGUACGUGGGGCAGGACGUGGAUGAGCUCAGCUUCAAUGUGGGGGACAUCAUCGACAUCCUCUUGGAAGAUAUCUCCGGUUGGUGGAAAGGGCGACUCCAUGGCAAGGAAGGCCUUUUCCCUGGGAACUACGUGCAGAAGAUCUGAGCUCCAUCCAGUGGUUGCACAGCCAGAUGCGAUGGGAGGCCACCAAGAGGAUCCUCCCA
Tinamus guttatus (white-throated tinamou) is the source of this 3365-nucleotide messenger RNA. The record is from RefSeq and is a predicted model, not a curated record. NCBI's taxonomy places the organism in Eukaryota, Metazoa, Chordata, Aves, Tinamiformes, Tinamidae.